AUGGCAGACACAGCUGAUCUGCCCUUAUUGACUAUCCUCCUCCUCCUGACCGCUUGUCUAGUGAGCGUUUUCGUGCUGGCGACUUUCGGAACUACAUACAUCACUGCGUACCUCGCCGCCCCCAAUGAAAUCACCACCUUCGUAGACGCCGUCGACUUCUCCAUCCAGGAGAACGAGUCAUACGAUCGCGAUGUCGCCAAGGUGCAGCGGUUAGAGGACAAGCUGAGGAUGGGGAAGUUGUUGAGGGAGAUACAGAAAUGUGGUGAUGAUUUGAGGGAGGAUCUGAAUGGGCUGCUGAUCGAUGAAGGGGGAACGAGGUUACGAUCGAGUACGCGAUUGCUAUGGGCGACCAAGAGGAAGAGGUUGGAGGAGCAAGUCAGGAGAUUGGACCUCUUGCGGAUGCGCUUCCUGGUGGUGUACAUGGGCUUGGUAGCUGCAAAAGGAACAUCGGAGCAGACCCAUACAAGAGAUCCAGAGAAGCAUUUCACACCCAAGAUGACAGUACGGCCUGCAUUGCCACAUGCAUUAACCGAAGGAAUCACCAGGAAACCCCCGCUCCGAAGACUCACAACGCAGGCUAUGGGUCAUAAUGAUCAUGUCGGGAGUCCUCAAAAGCAAGGAUGGAUGGGAGUUGUCGCGGAAUUGCAGAACUCACCUCUCAUGCAUAAGCGGCAUGCUUCCAUUGAAAGGAAUAUGGCCAGUCCUGGAUGA
This is a messenger RNA of Cadophora gregata, 711 nucleotides long. RefSeq lists its product as uncharacterized. The coding region runs from base 1 to 711 and encodes 236 amino acids. The record is from RefSeq and is a predicted model, not a curated record. The transcript has a single exon. NCBI's taxonomy places the organism in Eukaryota, Fungi, Ascomycota, Leotiomycetes, Helotiales, Ploettnerulaceae.